UGCAAUACGUCUUGCCCCAUAAUGAGAACCCUAUUUUGUUGAUCUCGUUGCGAUGACAACAAAAAGGAUAUCGAAUAUAUUUGCAUACAUUAAAUAUCAUACAGAAACGGUGACAGCAAAAUCAAUAUGGCGAACUGCCGAAAAAGGACGAAUAUUCCGUUUAUCCUUACAUUUUUAACACAGGCGUAUUUGGUUAACAGUAAAAUUAUUUCAGGUGAAAUAAAUACUCGUGAGGAUUGGGCAUUUAUGACCAGAUUUUGCUUUAAAGAUUCGUACGGUCAAAUGCAGUAUCAUUUGGAAUAUCCAGAGGAUUAYAAAGUACAGAAUAUUUUACUUUAUUUUGAUACUCAAUGGCCGAAAACKUAYCCUCAGCCGAGUAAGACUUGUAUAGAAAAAGAGGAUGAGCUWUACAGGGGGAACAAUCAAGUGAUAAAUUUAACAUUAACCUAUCACUGGUCUGGUUGUAAUCUUGAAACAARAAAUGACGUAAAGACCCUUGUUUGUAAAGGCGAUAGGAGAUUUUUGUCAUUGAGAGCUCGCUGGUGGUAUAUUGCUAUUAGUAACUGUAAAUCCACCAAGGGUUUGAAAAUCAAGUAUUUUUUCAAUCUAACAAAUGGAGAAACAUUCUGGAAUAUGCACUUUUCGGCAGAUGAAAGAGAAAUUAUCAAGACAGACAUCUUUUUCCUCAUAAUGUUUGCCAUCCUUGUUUUGCUAUCAUUACAUGUAGCUUAUUUAUUAGUGACAAGAAGAUUGUUUCAUUACACAUUUAAGUUAUUUAUUUGGUCAGAAGUACUAGAAUCAAUUGAAAUAAUGAAUGAUUUGGUAUAUAUCAGGGGGCGAAUCAGCAGCUCUGGUCAAGUAAAACUCAGUGCAUUUUGUACUUUAUAUGCUGUGUGCUUUGCAGUUCUGUUUAUUUAUGAAGCAGCGGUAUUUGACCCAGGUAAAGUCCUUUAUACAUACGAGAGUCCUGCAGGAAUUGGAAUAUGUGUUCUUAGAGUCAUUGCAUGGCUGUGGUUCUGUUAUGGUACAUUUUUCACAUUAAAACAUUAUCCAAGCAAAUCACCAUUUUAUUAUCCAUUUUGGUUCUUCUAUACAGCAUGGUUUUUGGCAGGUCCUGUAAUAGUAAUAAUUUCAACAUUUGUAAUUGUGUCAUGGGCAAGAGAGCAAGUUGUCAAUGGAAUAGACUGGACAGUCUCAUUGUUGGCUCACUUCUUUUUUUUGAUUAUCACAAGACCAACUCAAGCAAACCGAAAYUUUCCAUUUCACAUAAGAACAAAUCAGAUUGGAAUAAUCAAUACUCCAACUCCGUCACCUCAGUCUGUUAGUCUACAAAAUGGUUCAGCAGCAUAUCCUUCAUAUUCACCAUCAUAUCCUCCCCCUUCCUAUGGGCAAGCCACCAACAACUUUACUGAUAUUGCAUCCAUGUUUACAGCUAGUUCUUUACCAAAACCAGUUACAUCACCACAAGGUUUAUAUAGAAAUGGUGGCAUUAAUUCUGCUGCAACACCAAAUGGUUCUUAUCCAAUGAUGCCACUUGCUCCUCAACCAAGAGAARCAACCAAUGGUUCUUAUCCAAYAAUGCAACCAGCUCCUCAACCAAGAGAAACAGCAAAUGGUUCUUAUCCUAUGAUGCUAGCAGCUCCUCAACCAGAACAACCAAGAGAAUCACCUUCAUAGUCUGCACCACAUAUUUAGAGUGUCAAUAAAUGGGUUAGGCUGCAAGCCACCAUUUUGUUAAUUUUGGUUUGUAAAUAAUUUGGAAAUUUACCAGGACUGUCUACUCGGCGCUGACUGAUGCAUUUGGUUCAGUGACAGACUAACAUUUACUGUAGUAACCAUCCCUUUCUUGUUUUAACACAUAGAAUAAUUAAAGUGUUUUCCUAGACUUGUGAACUUGAUAUGGUUUACCUUGUAAAAAAUUUUAAGUGGAUGAUUCUUAAUGAAAAGAGUGGGGUGACUCUCAAAUGAUAUAACAUUUUAAAAAAGUUCAAUUUUAUGUCUCUUUGGUGUUUUUUUCUAAAACAAAAAGCCAAAGGUUUAUAUUUUAACUUGAAAAAGAAGAAUUAUUUUUAUUUUUGCAGUCAUCCUGCCAUUUGAUACGAGGAAGCCACCCAGUACAUAAUUAGCAUUAAAUAGUAAUAAAUUAAAUUACAGCACUUAUAGUCUAUGGCGAUCAAUAAUGAUUGAGCAACUCUAAAACCAUGGAACAUGAACCAUAUAAAUCAAGUAUAUAUAAUAGGUAUUUCAUGAAUAAGUGUAUAAAUGUCAAAUAUCYCAUAAAGGCACAAUAGAAUUGUACUGUGUAAAUGGUUAUAGGACUAUAGACUUAUGAUGCAACACUUGUUUUAAGCCUGCUCUUAGUACAUUUCCCCUACCCCCAUACAUUGGUCUGUAAUGCCUUGAAGUCAAUUAUUUCCAUGUUGUAGUAGUGAGAUACAUAUUAGUAUUGAUUGACAUGUUGAGUUGCAUAAAUUAUUGGCCUUCAGAUUUGGCAAAGCAUUCUGGUAUAGUCAUAGUUAAUCAUGUCAUUAUGUAAAUGACUUAUCUAUUGUAAAUAGAAUUCAAUAAUGUAAAAAUGCACCAUAUAUCAUACACACUAUGAACACAUUCUCAAAAAUAAAAAAGUCAUGAUACAUUUA
Exaiptasia diaphana is the source of this 2639-nucleotide messenger RNA. RefSeq names its product transmembrane protein 145. The record is from RefSeq and is a predicted model, not a curated record. The transcript has 16 exons. Bases 127 to 1677 code for a protein of 516 amino acids. Gene Ontology annotation, biological process: response to pheromone; G protein-coupled receptor signaling pathway. Lineage: Eukaryota; Metazoa; Cnidaria; Anthozoa; Actiniaria; Aiptasiidae.